AUGCCUGAAGAUCAGAAGAUGAGCGCAGAGCAGACAAGGCCAAAGUCGGCCACUCAAACUGCCCCUCGGCAACAACAGCUUCCUUCAUUAAGCAGUAUCUUUGGACCUCCAGCCACUGGUCGACCAGCACACUCACCUCUUUCCGAACACAACAACAACUCUUACUCUACAUCAACCCCCCGAGAGCGUACCCAUGCACCAUCUGGUGACAGGAACCAUUCGGCAUCUUACUUUCCUCAGACACUGUCGCCUUCUGUAUCACAACCUCGAAGCACAUAUGACAACAAGUUCGAAACAGACCGACAGCCAAUCCAUGCUCUACCUCGAUCUUACUCUGGCUCAGCAUCGCCCAGGUAUCGUGAUGGAGAGCAUUCUCGCCGUGAGUCAGUUGUUGAAGGACAGUCUGGCAGAUGGUCAGUGCAACAGGAGAACCGGACUGAGUACUCCUUGGGAUCGCGAGAUGGAUCUUUCCGACCACCCCAGGAUCAGUUUCGACUCCAGUUCCCCGACAACAAGGAACGUGUGGUUCCCACCUACAGCGGCCAACGGUCACCUCAAGGAUCUCUAAUCCCACCACCAACACCGAGCACCACGGCGACUGACGGUGUUCCCUCAAAAGACGGACUUGGCCCCAAGAUCUGGACUGGAACCCACUUCCUCCCUCGAUUUGUGAGGGCUACCGAAGUACCCGGAGAGGGAAUGUGCUAUUUUUACGACGAUGGUAGUCACUGCAAGACAGUGAUUGACGGAGAAGCAGUAAAUGCCCAUUGGGGUGUCACAAAGGCUGGCAAGCCCAGGAAACGACUUGCUAUUGCUUGUGUAACCUGUCGCGAAAAGAAGAUCAAGUGUGAUCCCGACUUCCCCCGCUGCGUUCAGUGUGAGAAGUUUGGCAGAGUAUGCAAAUUUAAAAAUGCACCUCGAGGAGGGCAUAACACAUCUCCCUCGACACCACCAGCUGAGCUCGACGAUGGUCCAUCAAGGCCUACUCAUAGCGAGAAUGGUUCGCCAGUAUCUCCACGCACCACACUGCGACCAUCUUCGCCUGACACUGGCUCGCACAAGAGACUUCGAGUGGGCUACGAUAGUUAUGUUGCGGGGGAGCCGAUGCACGCAGUCCCUUCUGCUGAGCCUCCGAGACCUCAAAUGCCGAUACAACCCCCAGCUAUCGAGCUGCCUCGAAUCGCCGAAGAGGUCCUUAACCAAGCUUGGCGAACUGACCCCUGCCUGUCUGACCCGCAGUCUAUCCGUUCAGUCAUCUCUCAUUUCUUUGUUCAUCUUGAUAGCACCAUGAUCGUGCGCUUUAUCCCCGAGAACGUUUUCAAGACAUGGGUUAUGAACCCGGGACUUCGGAAGUCUCCUGAGGAUUUGAUGCUUCUGUACAGUAUCCUCGCUGUAGGAGUUGCUCUAUCCGGAGGACCCAAGGCCAUCGCUUUCGAAUAUGCAUCCGUCGCUCACUACGCACAAAAGUCGACAACAUCCAGCUGCAUUCAGUUGGUCCAGACGAGAAUUCUACUCGCACUAUACUAUAUUUCUAUCUCCCGUUCUGCUGAGGCUAGUGAGAUGGUUUCUGCAGCUGUUGCGACAGCCGCUUGCCUCAAGCUCCAUGUCGAGAUCGAGGAGUCGAGGGAAGCCGGUCUCGCCAUAUUCCCUUUCGGCAUGAACAAGGCAGGAUACUGUGAAGCCCGGAGACGAACUUUCUGGUCUCUUUACAUGCUGGAGCGACUUGAUGGCCGCUUCCCUGACCGCUUUGCCAUGAUCAAUGCCGAAGACAUCUACACCCGCUUGCCUGCAGACUCUCACAGUUUUGAGCGCGAAUUAGACGGAUACGCCCCAAUCUUCAACCCCUACGUCUCGAGCUUCACGACAGUGCAUGAUCGUGAACUGGGCAUUUCAGCUUAUUUGAUUGAGAUGGUCCAUUUGUGGUCUAGUGAUGUGUGUCGGAUUUACAGGAUGGCCCGUCGCUCCAAUUUUGCGGAAACAGACCUAAACUCAUCUCAAAGAAUUUUGAAGCGCAUACAAGAAUGGCGCAACGCCUUGCCUUCUCGCCUGGCUUUUACCGCAUCAAACCUUGAAUCCGCGGCACUGGCAGGAGAACUCGGUCCUUUCCUGACCAUGCAUCUUUUAUACAACCACGCCAUCAUCAAGCUCAACCGACACACUACCGCGACCGGACGCUACUCACCCCAGACCGCUUCGCUUCACAUCCAGACAUGCUACGAGCACGCAACACAGGUCUUGGACAUGGCCAAGGCUCUUGUGCGACUCCACCGUGGGGGCCAGACAGUCUUGAGCGCUCCGGCACCAGUUCUCGCAAUGGUACUGACAGAAGCUGUCGAUGUCUUCACCGCGAGUGGUCGUCUAUCUCAUGUCAACGACAUCAUUGAGAAUGUACACAUGGUUCAAGGCGUUGUUCAGGCCAUGUUCGCCAUCUGGGACAAUGUGCGCAACGCACAAGAGGCUAUUGAUGGCCGCAUUGGAAUGCUGCACCGCAUUCGAGACCGUGGCAGUCAACCUGUCAACCCAGUCGAAGGCUACCGCGUCUUCUACAGUUCUGAGGGACGCGAAGAUGAAAAGGUUCUUCGCUGGCAAAUCAACAACCCAAUGGAGAAGCUGUACCCCAGGGAUAUGGAUACCAUUUACUCUACACUUUUUUGA
Messenger RNA from Fusarium graminearum PH-1, 2655 nucleotides. RefSeq lists its product as uncharacterized. The record is from RefSeq and is a predicted model, not a curated record. Gene Ontology annotation, biological process: regulation of DNA-templated transcription; DNA-templated transcription. The transcript has 2 exons. Gene Ontology annotation, molecular function: DNA-binding transcription factor activity, RNA polymerase II-specific; DNA binding; zinc ion binding. The coding region runs from base 1 to 2655 and encodes 884 amino acids. NCBI's taxonomy places the organism in Eukaryota, Fungi, Ascomycota, Sordariomycetes, Hypocreales, Nectriaceae. Gene Ontology annotation, cellular component: nucleus.